AUGAGAAAUAACCAUUUAUCUAUUAUUUAUAUCGUUGGAUUAUUAGCUUCAUGUUGUUUGGCAGCCGAUAACUACUUGAUGCAACAAACAUUUGCACCAUAUUCUAAUUGCAAUGGUGAAGCUCUAACCACACAAUAUUACAAAACCAAUACAUGCUUCAAUUCAACCUAUGUUACUUGCAGUACAGAAGAAGGAGUCUCCACUUUACUUACUUAUGAAUAUGAAGAUUGUAGUGGUGCCGUUAUUACAACCAAUAAAGGAUGUAAACUUCAAUUCAAAUCUUCCGAUGUAUUAUACAACACCAAUUGUAUAAAUAAUGGUGAAAACCAAUCAACCAUUACAAUUUGUUCAUAA
Messenger RNA from Heterostelium album PN500, 354 nucleotides. RefSeq lists its product as uncharacterized. The transcript has 2 exons. Lineage: Eukaryota; Evosea; Eumycetozoa; Acytosteliales; Acytosteliaceae. Bases 1 to 354 code for a protein of 117 amino acids. The record is from RefSeq and is a predicted model, not a curated record.